CCUCACACACUGCAGCUCUCAGCUCAGCUAUCAGUCUGUUAUCUUCUGCCUUAACAUUCCUCCAGACCGCGCACAUUAGAGCUCGAAUCGACAACACCGCUUGAAAACUUCAGAAUGUCAGAAUCCUUAAACUACACAACAUCUCCACUGCCUUCCAGUGUUCCAUCAGUCGCUGGAGAUUCCAACGCCACAUUAUGCCAGGACUGGGAGCAGUCCCAUCACCUGCUGUUCCACCUGGCCAACCUGAGCCUUGGUCUAGGUUUCCUCAUCCCCACCACAGUAGCGCUUCAUAUGAUCUUCCUCAGACUGCUGCUGAUGACAGGGUGCUCUUUGUUCAUAGCAUGGGCCACAUUAUAUAGAUGUACAUUGGAUGUGAUGGUGUGGAAUGUGGUUUUCAUCCUGGUGAACUUCAUGCAUUUCUUCUUCCUGCUUUAUAAACGCAGACCGAUUAAGAUUGACAGGGAGUUAAAAUCAUUGUACAAGCGCAUGUUCGAGCCCCUGCAUGUACGUGAAGCUCUGUUUCAGAGGCUCACCGGCCAGUUCUGCACCAUCCAGACCUUAAAGAAGGGCCAGGUCUAUGCAGCAGAAGAUAAGACCUCUGUUGAUGAGCGCCUCAGCAUUCUUCUCAAAGGAAAGAUGAAGGUAUCAUAUCGUGGCCAUUUCUUGCAUAAUAUUUACACCAAUGCCUUCAUCGACUCUCCAGAAUUCAGGUCGACUCAGAUGAACAAGGGGGAGAGGUUUCAGGUGACGAUCACUGCUGAGGAAAACUGCAAGCUCCUGUGCUGGUCUAGAGAGCGUCUGACUUACUUCCUGGAGUCAGAGUCUUUUCUGAACGAGGUGUUCAGGUACCUCAUUGGCAAAGACAUCACCAACAAGCUUUACUCUCUCAAUGAUCCAACCCUGAGUGACAAGGCUGUGAAGAAAAUGGACCGUCAGCCAAGCCUAUGUUCUCAGCUGUCAAUGAUGCAGAUGAGGAACAGCAUGGCUAGCACCAGUGACACAGACGAUGUGCUCAACCAGAUCCUGAGAGGCGGGUCAACUGGGUCAUCACUCCAGAAAACUCCUCUGACAAAAGUUUCCACGACUAUGAAGCCAAUUGAAGAAGGAAUGGAAGAUGACGUUUUUGAACCUGAAUCCCCCUCUACCUCCCAGAACAUUUCCAGGACCCCAAGAGAAGACAUGUAAAAUGUAUUUAGACUUCAAUUUAGUGAAUUGAACAGGAAAAUAAUUCCCCCCCCCCUCAGAUUACACUGUUCUGAGUAGA
Sinocyclocheilus rhinocerous is the source of this 1264-nucleotide messenger RNA. RefSeq names its product blood vessel epicardial substance. NCBI's taxonomy places the organism in Eukaryota, Metazoa, Chordata, Actinopteri, Cypriniformes, Cyprinidae. Bases 115 to 1185 code for a protein of 356 amino acids. The record is from RefSeq and is a predicted model, not a curated record. Gene Ontology annotation, biological process: regulation of membrane potential; striated muscle cell differentiation; heart development. Gene Ontology annotation, cellular component: sarcolemma. The transcript is spliced from 8 exons. Gene Ontology annotation, molecular function: cAMP binding.